AUGCGCCGUACUAAUUCGUUUCGGCAGGAUAGAUUGCACGGCUUUCUGUACCGCACACCUUCCUACCGCGGCCGGACACCCCGUCGGAGAUACGGACCGACAGCCUAUGCAGAGGCAGGCAUGGGAGAACGAUGCUGGUUCGGCUGGAUUUCUGUAGCUGAUCCAAUCUCAUCAUAUCUUUACUAUCCUCUCUACUUCUCGCUUCAGGCCGGUGAUAUUGUUUUGGGCUUUCAAAAGCGAUCCAAUUGUGCUCACGAUAUCUUUUCCCCGCCAGAGAAAAUCAUCAAGAUGGCUGGGACUGUGGAUAUGCUUGUCUGCCGCGAAUUAGGUGGCCCGUACGAAAUUCGAAGGGUCAGAUUAGGGACACUUCGCGACGACGAAUUACUUGUCCGGAUUAUCGCAACAGGCGGAACGACUCCAGUCCCCCUACCCCUGGUUGGUGGGCACGAAGGCGCUGGUGUUGUAGAGCGGAUAGGCUCCCAAGUCGCGCAUAUCUCCCCCGGUGAUCAUGUGUUACUCAGCUUCAGCACCUGCGGGGAUUGUGCUACUUGCCAAAGAAACAUGCCAGCUUACUGCGCAAAUAUCUGGAAAUUGAACUUUCUUGGGACUCGAACGGACGGCACAAAGGCGUACACAGAUGCCAUAGACGGGACAGAAAUAUCCUCGCACUUCUUCGGCCAGUCGUCGUUUGCGAAGAAGGCCAUUGUCAGAGCCAGAUCUGCAAUUCUGGUUGCUCCAGAUCUUCCGCUACAGACCUUGUGUGUUCUUGGAUGCACGCUGCAGACUGGUGCUGGAACGGUCCUGAAUCAACUCCAACCACGGCGAGGAAGCUCUAUUGCGGUAUUUGGAGCUGGUGCUGUCGGAAUCGCGUCGAUACUAGCCGCACGGUUGACGCCCGAUAUCAAAAUUAUUGCAGUCGAUGUUUUGGCUAGUAAGCUGCAAAUCGCGAAGACGCUUGGGGCACUUUACACCGUUAAUUCAACGAACAAGGACCCUAUUGCAGCAAUCCUUGCACUGACAGGGGGCUUUGGUGUUGAGAGGGCACUGGACACAACAGGGAAUCCUGAAGUUAUUAAAACAAUGCUGUCAGUCACCGCGCCGGAUGGAAUUGCUGCGUCCGUCGGGGCGCCAAAGAUUGGAACAAAGAUCGACAUAGAGCCGGCUAUCUGGAUUACUCGUGGAGUAAGCUACAUAGGCGUUCAUCAGGGGUCUUCUCGACCUCAGGAGUUCAUCCCCCGACUGAUUCAGCUAUGGGCAGAAGGUCAUCUGCCUGUGGAGAAGAUGAUAACAAAGUACAACUACACCGAGAUUGAGCGCGCGAAAUCCGAGCUGCAAGGUGGAUCAUGUGUGAAGGCAGUUUUGCUCUGGGACGAGGAGUAA
Penicillium riverlandense is the source of this 1380-nucleotide messenger RNA. Its product is annotated as NAD(P)-dependent alcohol dehydrogenase. Lineage: Eukaryota; Fungi; Ascomycota; Eurotiomycetes; Eurotiales; Aspergillaceae. The coding region runs from base 1 to 1380 and encodes 459 amino acids. The transcript is spliced from 3 exons. The record is from RefSeq and is a predicted model, not a curated record. Gene Ontology annotation, molecular function: zinc ion binding; oxidoreductase activity.